AAAGAAAAACAACUACCACAGCACAUGACGUCGCAGAGGCACUGUCGUAAAAAUUUGCUGAAGGAAGUGACAGUCCCCGCGCCUGCGCGGCGCCGAUUGCGUUCCGGGUACGUAUUGCGCAGUGAAACGCCAUCCGUCGAUCUAUUUUACGGUAGCAAUAUACGUCACCCACCCACACACAAAAGCCUUAACCCUGGAGAACCCAAGAACCCUUUUCUUCUUUGGAAAAUUAUGAAUUAUACAUUAAAUGACUGCUAUAGGUUCACUGAACACCAAAAUAUGUUUUUUCAAUUUUAACCCUUUAUUCCCUAAUUUAGAAUUAGGACGAAAUUAGACCCUUUGGGAUUUAGGGGUAUCAUUUCGAAAAAUCAGAAUAACAAAAACUGUCAAUAAACUAUUGACAAGAAAUUGUCAGCAAAAAUCAGGAAAUUUACUUUCUCUGCAAGCGAUUCGCAUAACUUCACUACAAUGUCUCCACCAACUCCCAACUGACUCUUUUUUGGCCCUUUUUGUCCAUUGACACCACCUUUUCCUUGAUAUAUGUCAAAGUCGUGCAGGAGGCCAGUGACACAACAGCGCGCCCACACUUUGAAUCCCCAGGGAUGUGGCUUUCCUUUGAUAUAUUACCUUAUGCCACCAAAUUUACCUUGGUAAAUUUGUCCCCUCCGGGGCUCCGUACCUUUGCACGGCACCAUCAUUUCAUCAAUGGAUUGUUUUUGUCGAAGAGCGUUUACGUUUGUUUUACUUAACCGGAUAUGACGUUUACGUCUGCGCCACGUGCCUUGCGUAACCUUUACGUAGCUCCGUCUUGGUGGAGGUCAUAAGGCGAUCGAAACAUCCGCAUGCUAACGAACUCUUUUAAUAAUAAUCAGUAAUGAAACAUCCCCUCAAUAUAUUACAUAUAUGAAGUAUGGCUAUUGGGCAUUUAUGUUCAUACAGUUGAAAAAUAAUAACUACCACGCCACGUGACGUCGCAGAAGUGCUGUCGUAAAAAAAAAUGCUAUGUAGAUGUCGUCCAUGCGUAGAACCGAUUGCGUUUCCGGGACGGAUCGCGCAGUGACAGUGACAACAGCAACAAUACCGCCCCCAGGAAUUGUCUGGAAUUCCAUGUCGACAUGUCUCUGAUCUCCCUCGGUGAGAAUUUUGGGCCUUAUGCUGGACAGAACAUACACAGGCGGCGUCGUCUGAACUUUGACUCACCAGCCGUUGUUGUUCUCCUUUCUGGCUUCAGCAUGCUCCACCCUGACGUGCUGACCACGGGAGCAGACGCUGGCCUCACGCGACAUUCCAGAGAUGUUUCGGGAAUCAAGUCACUUGAGGCUUUCUGCGGGUAGAGUGGAGCUGCUGUGCGAUGCCCUCCAGCGGAUGGUGUGUUGGGCCGAAGAUGGCGUUGCACUGAGGCCAACAUGCUGGUGAGGCAGCGACUUUGACGACAGUCCUUGAAAACACGGCCUCUGAUGUGCAGUUGAAUCAUGGGAAACGUGGAGAGUCAAAAUGGAGAGAGUGGCUUCAUCUGCAGCUCAACAGGUCACCUGUCCCGUAAACACAUCUCCCGCUCCCUCCGUCUCUCCGGCAAGCAGCCAAUUACACGCCGCACCCGCCACUCCUCAUCAGCGAAACAGCAGCACCGCAACUCUGAAGCGUCCACACGCUCCUCUAGCACUCCCAGCAUCCCUCAGUCGCUGGCCGAGAGCGGCCUGGAGCCGUUCGAUGCUACUGACGGCCUGGCGGACUUUGGCAUCAACCCCCACUGGACGCAGCGCGUCGCCAUGACGAUGAGGCCCGAGUCCUUCCAGCAGGAUGACGACACCUUGGCCACGCCCACACCUGAGACGUCUGAGGCGGACACCCUGGCCCACGAUGGCGGCGAGGACUCCGCGGGGGAGGCGGAGUCAGGCGAGAGGGCGUUCCUCCAGCAGACCAACGACAGCUCCAGCUUUAUGAAGAAGCGCUCAAAGUCAGCUGACAUGUGGCGGGAGGACAGUCUGGAGUUUUCUUUGUCGGAUCUCAGCCAGGGACACCUGACCAGCACUGAGGAGAUGGUGGAUGGCGGCGAGGAGGAAGAGGAGGAAGAGCAUUUCACAAGACCCAGAGGCUCUGCAGGUGCAGCAGAGAGGGCCUCGUCUCUGGACCACCUGUGCAGUCAUCAGAGUCCAGGCCUCAGGGGCCAAAGGCACCGCCACGACAAAGCCCACAGAGAUGUCCAGCACGACAGGGACGCUGAGGCGGUGCUGAUGUCCCCGGGUGAGGAUGACAGCGGCGCCUAUGGAGCCUUCACGCUCCCUUGCAGACGCUCACACUGCCUUUCCGAGGGCCUGGCGGGGAUCAGAGGCGUGGCACCCACGCCGUGUCACGUUUUUCAGGGACGACGCGCACAAACCACUCAGGAUAUCUCCACCGUGCUGGGAGAGGGAAGCGAGUACGGCGACAGCGGUAUCGACGGUGUGGCCGCCGAGACGGACGUGGACGGUGAGCCGUUGUCGCGCCGCUGCAAGGCCAUGUCGGCGUCCUUUUCCGUGUACUCGGCCACGGAGAGCAUGGUCUUCAAUGGCAGUGACAGCGGUAGCAGCAGCGCCGGCGGGGCGGAGGGACGCGGGGGCGUCUACGAGAACUUCCGGAAGGAGCUGGACAAUCAAGUCUGGGCACAUCAAGGUCGGGAUUGCUUGGAGGAGGCGGGCUCAGCAGUGAGCGACGAGCAGAGCAGCGGCACGCUCAGCAGCGCCUAUCCAUCCGACUCUGCGACGGGCUGCGCUCACGGCACUGUCAGGAAGGCAGGCGCGCUGGCCGUGAAGAACUUCUUGGUCCACAAGAAGAACAAGAAGGUGGAACCUGCCACCAGACGCAAGUGGAAACACUACUGGGUCUCUCUGAAAGGCUGCACUCUGUUCCUGUACGAGUCUGACGGACGCUCGGGAAUCGACCACAACAGCGUUCCGAAACACGCUCUGUGGGCGGAGAACAGCAUCGUCCAGGCAGUACCUGAACACCCCAAGAAGGAUUUUGUCUUCUGCCUCAGCAACUCUGCAGGAGACGCCUUCCUCUUCCAGACGUCGGGCCAGACGGAACUGGAGAACUGGAUCACGGCGAUCCACUCUGCAUGUGCAGCCGCCCUGGCCCGCCAGCACCACCGGGAGGACACGGUGCGCCUGCUGCGGACCGAGAUCCGCAAGCUGGAGCAGAAGAUUGACAUGGACGAGAAGAUGAAAAAGAUGGGGGACAUGCAGCUGUCCACCGUCACCGACGCCAAGAAGAGGAAGACCAUCCUGGAGCAGAUCUUCCUGUGGGAACAGAAUCUGGAGAGGUUCCACAUGGAUCUGUUCCGCUGCCGCUGCUACCUGGCCAGCCUGCAGGGCGGCGAGCCCCCGAAUCCAAAACGUCUGCUGGGCUUCGCCUCGCGUCCCACAAAGCUGGCCAUGGGACGACUGGGAAUCUUCUCUGUGUCUUCCUUCCACGCGCUGGUGUCUGCCCGCACCGAGAGUAGCGUGAAGAGGCGCAGCCAGGCAGUCCAUCGCACCUUCAGCAAGCGUCGCAGCCGCUUCUCCUCCCUAUGGGGGCUGGACACCACCUCACGCAGGAAAUCCAAGGGACGCCCCACAAUCAGCCAGGUGUUUGUUGAAGGCAUGGAGCCGCCCAGGCCGCCCAUAGAGCAGACGUUGGAAGACACGGCCAGUGAGAAAUCUAAGGACAGAGAGAACUCAGUGAAAAGUCUUCCGCAGCUGACCCCAGACAACGACAUUUGGGUCCCAGAGAGCCUGUCCCCCUCCUGGGUGUGCCUGCCAAACGACCAACCCGUCCUGGCCAUUGUGCAGCCCGGCGACACGGCGCUGGAAGUCCUGAGCAGCGUUUGCAAGAAACACAAGCUCGACGCUUCUGGUCACUACGUGCGAUUGAAGGUCGGCGUGAACGACAACACUCUGUUCUACGUGCCCAAACCUGAGGAGGAUGUCUACGACGUGCUCUACAAGGAGAUUGAGAUAUGCCCCAAGCACACCAAGGUGAUCCAGUUCGACAGAGCGGAGUCCUGCAGCAUCGGAUACGGUUUCUGUGUGGCGGUUCUGGACGAGGACGGGACGCAGCAGCUUCACAUCACUGAAGUCAAAGCAGGAGGACUCGCCUCGGCCAAAGGUUUGCGAGCGGGUGAUGAGAUCCUGCUGCUGAACAGCAAGCCUGCCUCCGCCCUCCAAAUGGACGACAUGAGGGCGGCGUUUGCUCACCAGGCCUUGACCCUGAGCGUGGGCGCUCUGCCCCGCCUCGACCCCUCCAUGCUGUGCUCGCUGCCGCCCCGCAGAUCCGACACCGAGCCCGGCCUCGCCACGGACAUCUUCUCACAGAGCCAAGAGGACAUCCUGGACGAGGUGUCGGGCUUGACCGUGGAAGAGAGUUUGGAUGAAGGACCCCUCCUGCCACCGCGGAGUCCUGGAGAUCAGCCUGAAGAAAAGAUCUGCGCCGGGGCGGGACAGAAGAGUGCCGAGCAGGUCUCCACCUUCUGCCGCAGCCUCCAUGACGUGAACGCUCCCGACUGCCAGAUGUCGUCGUCGUCAUCGUCCUCGUCCUCAUCCCUCUCGCCAAGCCCCGUGUCGGCCCUGCCGCCAUCUAGUGGCACAGCGGCGCAGAGGCAGCUGUCCCACGCCGACAAGCUCCGCAAGGUCAUCAACGAGCUGGUGGAGACUGAGAAGACUUACGUCAAAGACCUGAGUUGCCUAAUCGAGUGCUACUUGACACCGCUGCAGAAAGAGAGCUUCCUGACUCAGGAUGAGCUGGACGAUCUGUUCGGUAACCUCGGCGAGAUGGUGGAGUUCCAGGUGGAGUUCCUGCGGACGCUGGAGGACGGUAUCAGAUUGGUGCCAAAUCUGGACAGACUGGAGCGGGUAGAGCAGUUUAAGAAAGUGCUCUUCUCCUUGGGUGGUUCCUUCCUUUAUUACGCCGAUCGCUUCAAGAUCUACAGCGCCUUCUGUGCCAGCCACACUAAGGUCCCUAAAGUACUGGCCAAAGCCAAAACCGAUCCCGAUUUCAAGGCCUUCCUGGCCGAGAGAAACCCCAAACAGCAGCAUUCAUCCACGCUGGAGUCCUACCUGAUCAAGCCUAUCCAGAGGGUCCUCAAGUACCCCCUGCUCCUCAGGGAGCUGUUUUCCCUCACCGACCCAGACAGCGAGGAGCAUUACCACCUGGAUGUGGCCAUGACGGCCAUGAACAAAGUGGCCAGUCAUAUCAACGAGAUGCAGAAGCUUCACGAGGAGUACGGCGCUGUGUUCGACCAGCUCAUCAAUGACCAGACCUCACACAAAAAAGUGGCCGAUCUCUCCAUGGGGGAUCUGUUGCUUCAUUCCACAGUGGUGUGGAUUAACUGUCCUGCGUCUUUGGUCAAGGGCAAAAAGGACCCAGAAUUGGCUGCUUUUGUGUUUAAAACAGCGGUGGUGUUUGUGUACAAAGACUCCAAGCACAGGAAGCGAGUGGGUGGAUCUCAUCGAGCAUCGGUUAGCGACGACAAGGAUCCGAUCCGCUUCCGUCACAUGAUCGCCACAGACUCCCUGCAAGUCCGCGCUUUAACAAACUCUGAGGACACCGCCGUGUGCGAGAUAGUUCACACCAGGUCGGAAUCUGAGGGACGACCCGAACGGACCUUCCAGCUGUGCUGCAGUUCUCCAGACAGCAAGAAAGAGCUGCUGAAGGCGGUCCAUUCCAUCCUCAGGGAGAAGCAGCGUCGGCAGCUUUUAAAGACGGAGUCUCUUCCUCUCAGCCAGCAGUACAUCCCUUUUGGGGGCAAGCGACUGUGUGCCCUCAAGGGGGCGCGGCCUACCAUGAACAGAGCAGCUUCCGCUCCUUCCCGGACGCUGGCCCGCAGGAAGUUGGUCCGUAACCGCUUCACCAUCGACACAGACUUGGUUUUCCACGGCAACAACAACACCAAUCAGGACUGUGACCCCUCCCACCACAAGAGUCCCCAACAUGCACCGCUUCAUCCCCAAAAGCCGCACAGCGACGACACGGACCGCUGGGUGGAGGAACAGUUCGACCUCGCCCGCUACGAAGACCCUGCCAAGGUGAAGGAGACCGACAUCCUGAGCGACGACGACGAGUACUGCAAGUCCGUCAGGGCGGCAGCGGUGGCCGAGCCUCACGACCUCCAGCUGGGCGCCCUCACGAUACAUGGCGGGGAGGGACAGUACCAAGACCUGAAUGGACAAGUGCCAACAGAAGGCGGGGUCUCGCAGGACGACGACGCUGAGCGAUUGUCUCGCUGCGCCACGCCCACUCUAAAGGUGGCCCCUCUCAAGCCGUGUGCAGCGGAGAGGGCCGCCAACCAGGACCACGACGUCAUUUGGGUGCGGCGGGACGACUACGGACAAAAUAGCGAUGUCUUCUGACCUGAAGAACUCCAUCCGUGUUCCCUCACACGCUUGACCUUUGACUGUGCGGUGACGCAGGAACACGUGGCCACUUCAUUAGGUACACUUCAUGGCCCCACAGCAGUGCAACAGACGCCCUGCAACACUUUCUCCCUCCAUGAGGACCACAGUGAUACGUUCUAGUUUCAUGUUCCAGUCAACACAAGAAACCCAUUGAUUUGUAUUCAUACAAGAUGGUACAUGCGUUGCAUCCAGAAACAUUUGUCACUCUCAACUUCGUUUGUGCCGUUAGAGCGAGUACCCUGUUGAUUUUAAAGGAUGGCAGCGAAAGUGAGGCCAGAGUUCCUCAUUGGGGUCAUUUGUGGUUUUUAGUGUUUUUAAUUUAGUGCUUUAUUGUCAUUUGUCAUUUUGGCGUUGUGCAAAAACUGAUCCAAGUGUUAGGAGCACGCAGCACCACGUGAUUCCUGGGAGCACGCAGCACCACGUGAUUCCCGUCGCCAAGCUGCCCAUCCAAAUGGAUUAAGGCUUCUCUCACCUUCAUUAAAGUCAUUUCAAAAAUCAUAACCGACUAAAUGUUGCUAGGCUUGAUCGAAAUGUACAAAAUGCAAUGUUUUCACGGCCCCAAAGUCUAUUUUUGCAUCCAAAAUAUGCCGACAUGUAUUUUUGUGGCUCUCGAUUGUUGGGGGUUUCAGCACUGGACGCUUCAGCGAGUUUUUUUUUUUUAUUUUAACCCUUCUUGUAUUUAAAGAAAACAUCUGGAAGCUGACUUGAAAUGUUUUUCUACGAGUUAGCUUGUUACGUUGCUUUUCUACUGUCGUCGUUUACGUUCUGCUCUCCAGUAUCCUUGAUCCACUUUUGCGUGAUUCAUUGCUCACGAAUGUUUCAUUGCUAAUGCUAGCAUCCAUCAAGUUUCUCACCCUCCCUAAAAGAAAAGAAAAGAAUACUAAUUUAUUUGAAGGACUUUCCUGAUAGGACCAACCCUUGAUCUUGUAUUCAUAUUUUAUUCAUCACAAAACAUGGACUAACGCUACUUGUUUAACAUGCAGUUCUUCCUCAUCUACGCUAGGCGGUGCUGUUUCACUCUCGCAACUUGCACUAAUGAACAAACGGGACUGCUGCUCCGGUGUGGAUCAUCAUAAUGGAGGACAAUAAAAGUUAGUUUGAAAUAAUGGUUUUUAACAAUUUAGCAUUUUAGGGUUGUUUUUGGACAACUGUGAGGCACAAUCACUUGACCUCCCAUUCCCCCCCACCCGUGUUGGUACACGCUACGUGGAGUAUAAUCAUUUGUAUGGCAAAAUAAACUUUCUACAUUUG
Dunckerocampus dactyliophorus (ringed pipefish) is the source of this 7661-nucleotide messenger RNA. Its product is annotated as rho guanine nucleotide exchange factor TIAM1-like. Gene Ontology annotation, molecular function: guanyl-nucleotide exchange factor activity; protein binding. The coding region runs from base 1473 to 6365 and encodes 1630 amino acids. Gene Ontology annotation, biological process: positive regulation of axonogenesis; activation of GTPase activity; small GTPase-mediated signal transduction. Gene Ontology annotation, cellular component: cytosol; plasma membrane; synapse. The record is from RefSeq and is a predicted model, not a curated record. Lineage: Eukaryota; Metazoa; Chordata; Actinopteri; Syngnathiformes; Syngnathidae. The transcript is spliced from 31 exons.